AUGACUAAAGAUUAUAAUAUAUUAUACACUUUUCAUUAUGUACAUAUAUACUUCAUAAUUAGAAACUUUAUGGAAACAUCAAGGAAUUCUAAUCCCAAAUGCUCUAUCAAUCAGACUUAUUUGGUAAUAUAAAAUAUAGUAUCUUUUGA
This is a messenger RNA of Paramecium octaurelia, 149 nucleotides long. The record is from the annotation of a GenBank genome assembly. NCBI's taxonomy places the organism in Eukaryota, Ciliophora, Oligohymenophorea, Peniculida, Parameciidae.